CCAAUGGGCAUGGGAGAGGACUAAGUAGUGUAGGUACUGUAAGAAGGAGGGGUUGCGGUGCUGGCACCAAUCAAACACCGAGGUCCGUUGAAUGCAGCAGCCAUCAAGGCGUUCCCACAGAACCAUCACAGUUGCACCCAUCUGCAACGCAAUCCUAUCACCAUGUCGGACACAACGGCACCCACUCGCAAAGGCCGCGUCCUCGGUGCCCUGCUCGGCGUGCACGCGGGCGACUCCCUCGGCGCGACGUUCGAGUUCCAGGCCUGGGAAAACAUCCGCGCAGACCAUCCCCACGGCAUCCGCGACAUUGUCGGCGGCGGCCACUUUGACUGGCCGGCUGGCCACGCAACCGACGACACGGAUCUCACCCGCGCCGUGCUACUGGCCUAUCGCGAUUAUGUGAAUUUGAAGCAGAGGCGCGCUCCGUCUCCUACACCGCCAGACCUCGUAAUGCUUGCCGCGUGGCACAUGGUCGAUUGGUACGACGGGAUCUGGCCGGACAGGGUCAAGGGGCAGCGGCCGAGGGACGUCGGGGGCGCGACGGCGUCGGGGAUCGCCAAGUUCAAACAGAGCGGUGACCCGAGGAGUUCGGGCGCUGGAGAGGGGCGGGCUGGGAAUGGGUCGCUUAUGCGGUGUAUUCCGACUGCGUUAUUCCAGGACGACGAAGGCAUGGCGUUUCUGGAGUCGCUCCAGAUAUCGGCUAUCACGCACGACGACUUUCAUUGUACUAUCUCAUGUGCGGUGUACAACGCCAUGGUGAGGGCGCUGGUGGAUGGGAAGACGCCCAAGGAGGCUUGGCAGGCGGGGAAGGAUGCCGUGGAGCGGGCAAUGCUUCUAGUUGAGGAGGAAGAGACGGCGUCUCGGAAAGUCAAGAUGAGUCGAGCUGUGAAGAAGGUCGAGGCGGCUAUCGAUGCGGGCAAGAGUCUCGUGACGGUGCAGGACCUGGCCGAGAACGGACUUAGAGAGGCCGCGAACGCAGCAAACGCCCUGCCGUUCCAGGCGUCGGGUCAUGUCCUCGAGUCGCUGACGCUUGCGGUUGCGGCCAUGCUGGACCCGCGCGGGCUGGAGGACGUGCUCGUGGAUGUGGUGCGGAUCGGACAGGAUGCAGAUACGAACGGGGCCAUUGCCGGUGGAUUGCUCGGGGCGAGGGAUGGUGUCGGCUCGAUACCGUUGCGGUGGAGGAAGAAGCUGCAGUUUGGGAAUGAGUUUGAGGAGGUUGCAGACUAUCUCUUUUCUCUUCUGGAGGGCGGAAACCAGGCCCGGCGGUGACGGUUUCAUCCUCGUCCACUGUCUUUGCUCCCAGUUGACCGAACGUUUGUGUGCUUGGACGAGCAUUCCGAGCCCAGAGCUGCCUGACUCUUCAUGUGCUGAGCUGCCCAGCGCAGAAGUGACGAGUUUCAUUUCGAUUAUAUUACUACCUGCCUCCUUCGGGUCUAUUUGGCGAAGGUGGGAUAAGGAUAUCACCGCCAGUGUCCU
This is a messenger RNA of Parathielavia appendiculata, 1476 nucleotides long. Its product is annotated as ADP-ribosylglycohydrolase. NCBI's taxonomy places the organism in Eukaryota, Fungi, Ascomycota, Sordariomycetes, Sordariales, Chaetomiaceae. The coding region runs from base 163 to 1269 and encodes 368 amino acids. The transcript has a single exon. The record is from RefSeq and is a predicted model, not a curated record.